AUGCCCAAGAAUAUGGGAAAGGGCGGCAAGUCCUUUAAAGCCGGUAACGCGAAGGGAAUCAUGCAAAACCAAAAGCGUGAGAUCGUUUUGGCUAACCCUGACGAAAAUGAGGAAUAUGCGCAGGUGAAGAAACCUCUCGGUAAUCUUCGACUUGAGCUGCAGUUAGCCGACGGUAGCAAAGUUAUUGGUGUCAUUCGAGGGGCGAUGGUCCGCAAGGUUUGGAUUGGUCAAGGUGAUGUCGUGUUGGUUUCGAAGCGGGAGUUCAACGAAAAUGAUGUUGUUGAUGUUAUUCACCGUUACACGCCGCAGGAGGUGCGAAAACUUGUUAAGAAGGAAAUUAUCCCUCGUGACUUCCGCUCAGCAGACGAGCGCGACGCCAACAACGCCCACUCCGAUUAUGUGUUCGUGGCUGAGAAUGACGAGGACGACGAUGAUGAUGAUGACGACGACGACGCCAAAGUCAUCGACCGCCAUAAGGUCGUCUUGGAUGACCCGCUGGCAAACUUUGACGACCUCUGA
This is a messenger RNA of Trypanosoma brucei brucei TREU927, 519 nucleotides long. RefSeq names its product eukaryotic translation initiation factor 1A, putative. Bases 1 to 519 code for a protein of 172 amino acids. The record is from RefSeq and is a predicted model, not a curated record. The transcript has a single exon. Gene Ontology annotation, molecular function: RNA binding; translation initiation factor activity. Lineage: Eukaryota; Euglenozoa; Kinetoplastea; Trypanosomatida; Trypanosomatidae. Gene Ontology annotation, cellular component: cytoplasm. Gene Ontology annotation, biological process: translational initiation.